AUCCACCCAGUUGGAGGUGAUGUCAUCCUAGGAAUUAUAAAAAGUUAAUUAAUUAAGUGAAAUCGAACAGAUGCGCGCGCAUUAUAUGGGCUUGACCAACAAUCAAGUAACAACACAAGGUUAAAACUGAGCUUUCUGUAUUGUACCUUUGGUUUUAAAAAUGGUCACAAUCACAAAGUUGUUUUGACAGAAAAGUGCCUUAGGACUGUAUGAAAUGGAUAUUGAAUAUAACAAUAUAACUUAUUGGAAUAAAUGAUAAUUAUCAACAUCUACCGAUGGACAAUUGCUGUUCCUCCCAUCAAUCACCAAGACCUCAAAGAAGAAUUAAUGGAUUUCAAUUGCCCCUGAACUUCCAACAAGUCACAAGCUGGGUCGUGUUUAUUGCGACUGGCGCGUUAAAUUUUCUUAUAUUGAUAGACAUACAAUUCAACGAACUGAGGACGAUAUCGUUGGUGAUAUUCACUGUACUCUAUAUCUCUCACGUUUCAUCGAAUCUAACGGCCUCGUUAUUAGAUCCGAGCGAAAAAGAAUUGAGAAAAUUGGCUGUUUACAAUGUUCCUGAGUUUGAUCGAGCAGUUCACGCCCACGUUAUUGAAAAUGGAAGAUGCCAUCUGUGCAACAUACACACAAGCAGCAGAAGGACCAAACAUUGCAGUAUUUGCAAUAAAUGCGUGGACAACUUCGAUCACCACUGCAAGUGGCUUAACAACUGCGUUGGCCGAAGGAACUAUCUGGCGUUUGUUGCCUGCGUUAUUACGGCUCUCAUGAUAUCUACAUUAACAACAUCAUUAUGUGUAGCAGACAUUGUGAUAUUUUUUACAAAUCCCAAAUAUUUUAGCAUCGAAGCACAAAACUUUAUUAAUUGUAGUACUUCAUACAGUAGCACGAUCGUGAUCCCAGGGUUUUGUAGGACUUCUAUAUCUUUCCUUAUAUUUUUGAUUUUAUUUUGUGUAAUGGCGUUAGCCAUCGGGUGUGCCUUAUUACAUUUGUGCUGUUUCCACAUUUAUAUAUCGUUGCUAGGAGUUACAACUUAUGAAUAUGUGGUGAGGAGUGGAGACUCGAUGACUCCUUCAUGCAAUUGUUUAAAGGAUUGUAAGUGUUAUAGGUGGAAUAUAUCUAAAGACUUGUAUACCAUAAGACAACCGAAACGCCAGGGGCACGGUCGAACUAAUGAUAACACUGAUGAUGGUACUGUGGCAAAUAAAUUAGAAGUUUCUCGUACCGCAGAUAUACAUAAUGGGGAAGCACACGUUAUAAACUUUAUUAGUAUACUAAUUAAUAAUGAAUUAGAUAAAGCAAGGAAAAUGUUUCUAUAUGAUAAGAACAAAAUACACCCUCACGAAGCAAGUAGUAGCAGAUAGCACACUUCUAUUUCUAUUUUAGUAAUUUUUAGAUGCACUCUCCUUCAGUGUCGUUCCGUUAUUUAGUGAAGGUAGUUUUAUGAUAAGCACAAAUGCUUUCACUGUUUUGUUAUUAUUGUAGGUAGUUUCUAGACACAUGAACCAGAAAGGACCGAAAAUCAUUUGCACCAUAAAGGCUAUAAAAAAAAAACAAUAUGAGAAUGACGAUCGAUGAAAUAACACUACUCAAUGUUUUUUGCACUGGUCUAUAACAAUUAAUCUUUUUACGUCGUAUUUAGCUCCCUACUAUCUAAUUACAUUAGGUACAUGUUUCUCCAUUUACGUUAACAAUAAGAAUAAUCUUGGAAUUUAUAGCAAUUGCCUAUUGUGCCUAUGCGUAAGAGACACGAUUGUGUCAGUAUUUGUAUUGAAAAUGCGGCGUUUUUAUAAUAUGUAUAAACCAGGCAUUUCUGAUUACCUAUUUUUAUUGUUAUUAAAUUCUUAUUACAAGUUUCAGUUUUAUUUACACAGCCACAUAAUGAAAUAGAUCUCAAUAAAUAUUGAAAUUAUUUACCUAAUGACGUAUGACGUAAAUGGUGCCCGCUGUGGGGAAGGGGGGGGGGACAGGACGUAUGCUGAUUAGUUCCAACUAUGUA
This is a messenger RNA of Spodoptera litura, 1996 nucleotides long. Its product is annotated as palmitoyltransferase ZDHHC11. Gene Ontology annotation, biological process: peptidyl-L-cysteine S-palmitoylation; protein targeting to membrane. Gene Ontology annotation, cellular component: Golgi apparatus; endoplasmic reticulum. Gene Ontology annotation, molecular function: protein-cysteine S-palmitoyltransferase activity. The record is from RefSeq and is a predicted model, not a curated record. Lineage: Eukaryota; Metazoa; Arthropoda; Insecta; Lepidoptera; Noctuidae.